ACCAGAAUGAGCUGUUGUCUAUCCUGAGAGGAUUUCAGUAAUCCUCUCUCUCUCUCUCUCUCUCUCUCAAACCCAGAGACAUGGUUGGACUGGCCUUUGUCUGUACUGCAUCUAGUUGAUAUAUGUAUCUAUCUACAGCUACACACUUCAGUCCUACUUCUCACCAUUCCCACUUUGAAGCAGAACUCUCUCUCUCUCUCUCUCUCUCUCUGAGAGCUUCACACUACACAAUGGUGAACCCCUGUUCCAUUUCCACACCCAUCAUCAAAACCCCUCUUCUAUUAUCUCUCUUGUUUGCAUCAUUCAUCGCAUUCGCUUCUGCAGCCAACAAUGUUACGUACGAUCAUCGCUCUCUCAUCAUCGAUGGCCAGCGAAAGCUCCUCAUCUCUGCUUCCAUUCACUACCCUCGCAGUGUCCCUGCGAUGUGGCCAGGACUGGUUCAAACUGCUAAAGAGGGAGGCGUGGAUGUGAUUGAGAGCUAUGUGUUUUGGAAUGGUCAUGAACUUUCACCGGACAACUAUUAUUUUGGUGGACGAUACAAUUUGGUCAAGUUUGUGAAGAUUGUUGCGAAGGCUGGCAUGUAUAUGAUUCUUCGAAUAGGUCCAUUUGUCGCUGCUGAAUGGAACUUUGGUGGGGUACCUGUUUGGUUGCAUUAUGUGCCUGGCACUGUCUUUCGGACUGAUAAUGAACCCUUCAAGCAUUACAUGCAAAAGUUCUUGACGUUCAUAGUGAACCUUAUGAAGCAAGAGAAGCUUUUUGCAUCACAAGGAGGUCCCAUCAUCUUGGCCCAGGUAGAAAAUGAGUAUGGAGACAUUGAAAGAAUUUAUGGAGAUGGGGCAAAGCCAUAUGCCAUGUGGGCUGCCAAAAUGGCUGUUUCUCAAAAUAUAGGUGUACCUUGGAUAAUGUGCCAGCAGUAUGAUGCUCCUGAUCCUGUGAUCAAUACAUGUAAUUCAUUUUACUGUGACCAAUUCACACCAAAUUCACCGAACAAGCCCAAAAUGUGGACUGAAAAUUGGCCUGGAUGGUUCAAAACCUUUGGGGGCAGAGAUCCUCACAGACCACCUGAAGAUAUUGCUUAUUCCGUUGCUCGUUUUUUCCAAAAAGGCGGUAGCUUACAAAACUAUUACAUGUAUCAUGGUGGGACAAACUUUGGUCGCACUUCAGGCGGGCCAUUCAUUACCACAAGUUAUGAUUAUAAUGCACCUAUUGAUGAAUAUGGGUUAGCUAGGCUUCCCAAGUGGGCACACCUUAAGGAACUUCACAGGGCUAUAAAGUUAUGUGAGCAUGCAUUGCUGAACAGUGAGUCAACCUUGCUUUCACUAGGUCCUUUACAAGAGGCUGAUGUCUAUGCAGACCCAUCAGGUGCUUGUGCUGCCUUUAUUGCUAACAAUGAUGAUAAAAAUGACAAGAUAGUAGAGUUUCAGAAUAUGUCAUAUCACCUGCCAGCAUGGUCAGUUAGCAUUCUGCCAGACUGCAAGAAUGUAGUAUUUAACACUGCGAAGGUUGGGUCUCAAACUUCUAAUGUUGAGAUGGUACCAGAGGAUUUGCAGCCAUCAUCUGUAAAUAAAGACUUGAAAGGACUUCAAUGGGAAGUCUUUGUGGAGAAAGCUGGGAUCUGGGGAGAAGCUGAUUUUGUUAAAAAUGGUUUUGUUGAUCACAUCAAUACAACAAAAGAUACUACUGACUACCUUUGGUAUACAACCAGCUUACAUGUUGAUGAGAAUGAAGAGUUCUUGAAGAAAGGAAGCCAGCCAAUGCUCGUAGUUGAAUCAAAGGGUCAUGCUCUCCAUGCUUUUGUGAAUCAGAAACUUCAAGCUAGUGCAUCCGGAAAUGGCUCAGUAUCCCCUUUCAAAUUUCAGACACCCAUUUCUCUCAAGGCUGGGAAAAAUGAAAUUGCUCUUUUAAGCAUGACUGUCGGCCUACAAAAUGGAGGACCAUUCUAUGAAUGGGUUGGAGCAGGGUUGACUAGUGUACUGAUAAAGGGUUUCCGCAAUGGAACAAAGGACUUGACAACAUAUAAUUGGAACUACAAGAUUGGAUUGGAAGGAGAACACCUAAGUAUCUACAAGGCUGAUGGUUUGAAUAGUGUAAAGUGGGUACCAACUUCAGAACCACCAAAGGAACAGCCUCUCACAUGGUACAAGGCUGUUGUGAAUGCUCCACCCGGGGAUGAACCUAUUGGACUUGACAUGAUUCAUAUGGGGAAAGGCCUAGCGUGGUUAAAUGGAGAAGAGAUUGGAAGAUACUGGCCUAUAAAAGCCUCUAAACAUGAUGAGUGUGUACAACAAUGUGAUUAUAGAGGCAAAUUCAGCCCCAACAAAUGCAGCACAGGGUGUGGAGAACCAACGCAGAGAUGGUACCAUGUUCCAAGAUCUUGGUUCAAGCCAUCUGGAAACUUUCUGGUGAUUUUUGAGGAGAAGGGUGGAGAUCCUACUAAUAUUAGAUUCUCCAAACGGAAGACCUCAGGUGUCUGCGCUCUCGUUUCUGAGGAUCACCCCUCCUUUGAACCUGAAUCUUUGCUUGAAGAUGGAACUCGGGAUCACAAAAAUAGUGCAGUUGUCCAAUUGAAAUGCCCAAUAAAUACCCACAUUUCCACUGUCAAAUUUGCUAGCUUUGGAACUCCUUCGGGGACUUGUGGAUCCUAUACCAUGGGUGACUGCCACGAUCCCAAUUCAACUUCUGUGGUUGAAAAGGUUUGCUUAAAUGAAAAUGAGUGCAGGGUAGAAUUGACAAGAGUGAAUUUCAACAAGGGAUUGUGUCCCGGCACAAUAAAGAAACUCGCGGUUGAAGUGGUUUGCAGCUGAGUUUGCUAGUUCAUGUCGGCAUUUAUAUUUGAUCACACGAAGAAGGUUAAAUCAUUUUCGUUUGUCAUGGGACUCUCUUAGUUUUUCUUUCUUCUAUUUAUUUGUUUUUAUUUUUUACAUCUAGCAGGGAAUACUGCUGUUAUGUAAUUUUUUUCAGUAAUUGAGGUACAUGUUUGAGAGGGCAUUAAACUGAUUACUGUUAAUUCUAAGGUAUUCUACUAUGUCAAUUUAAUUUUGUUUUCCAACGGGAAAAAAAAAUGAUGCAAUAAAUAAAUUUGAAGUUGGUUUCACCAAUUGUUUGGUAGACAA
Messenger RNA from Camellia sinensis, 3113 nucleotides. RefSeq names its product beta-galactosidase 10 (gene BGAL10). Gene Ontology annotation, biological process: carbohydrate metabolic process. Gene Ontology annotation, molecular function: carbohydrate binding; hydrolase activity, hydrolyzing O-glycosyl compounds. NCBI's taxonomy places the organism in Eukaryota, Viridiplantae, Streptophyta, Magnoliopsida, Ericales, Theaceae. The record is from RefSeq and is a predicted model, not a curated record.